This is a messenger RNA of Ictalurus furcatus (blue catfish), 987 nucleotides long. It is a transcript of the gene bcas2, whose product is annotated as BCAS2 pre-mRNA processing factor. Gene Ontology annotation, biological process: mRNA processing. The transcript has 7 exons. The record is from RefSeq and is a predicted model, not a curated record. Lineage: Eukaryota; Metazoa; Chordata; Actinopteri; Siluriformes; Ictaluridae. Bases 65 to 742 code for a protein of 225 amino acids. Gene Ontology annotation, cellular component: Prp19 complex; catalytic step 2 spliceosome; precatalytic spliceosome.
UUGGUGGGGAAAAAAGAAAGAAAGAAGUGAAUGUGAAAGCGUGCUGUAGUAACGCUGUCUCAAUAUGGCUGGAGCUUCGUCUGUAGCCGGUGAAGUGUUUGUUGACGCUUUGCCGUAUUUUGACCAGGGCUACGAUGCUCCUGGUGUUAGAGAAGCAGCUGCUGCUUUGGUGGAGGAGGAAACCCGGAGAUACAGACCUACGAAAAAUUACCUGAGUUACCUGCCGACGCCGGAUUUCUCAGCUUUUGAAACUGAGAUCAUGAAGAACGAGUUUGAGAGACUUGCCGCGCGUCAGCCCAUGGAGCUUCUCAGCAUGAAGAGAUACGAGUUGCCCGCCCCAUCAUCAGGCCAGAAGAAUGACAUGACGGCGUGGCAGGAUUGUGUGAAUAACUCGAUGGCCCAGCUGGAGCACCAGGCAGUGCGCAUAGAGAACCUGGAACUCAUGGCACAGUACGGCACCAAUGCCUGGAAGGUGGCUAAUGACAACUUGGCGUUCAUGAUUGAAAACGCACAGAAGGAGCUGCAGAUGGUUAGGAAGCACAUUCAGGACUUAAACUGGCAGCGGAAGAACGAUCAGCUCACUGGCGGGGCCAAACUGCGAGAACUGGAGUCCAACUGGGUGUCCCUUGUGAGUAAGAACUACGAGAUCGAGCGAGCCAUCGUGCAGCUGGAGAACGACGUUAACCAGCUGAGGCAGCAGCAGGGAGAAGAGAACAAGGAGAACAUCCGACAGGACUUCUAGUAUGUGACAUGCCUGUCCAGCACAAUCUGGAACAACAGAUGGAUGCACUGUCAAAAAAAAAAUCCCAAAAUGAUGCAAAGUCUGCAGAAAAGACAUUUCAGAGAGAGCGUGGAGAUUUGUUUCCGUACUGUGAAGUGAGCAGGGGAAAUGGUAUCGAAGCCUGAGUAUUUGACGUGUUUGACGUUUUUGAAAGCUCACUACUGUACAAUACAGUUGGUUUGUAUGUUUGUGGGGUUUUUUGUUUG